Amphiprion ocellaris (clown anemonefish) is the source of this 3024-nucleotide messenger RNA. It is a transcript of the gene cln3, whose product is annotated as CLN3 lysosomal/endosomal transmembrane protein, battenin. Gene Ontology annotation, cellular component: membrane; lysosome. The record is from RefSeq and is a predicted model, not a curated record. Gene Ontology annotation, biological process: lysosome organization; regulation of intracellular pH. Lineage: Eukaryota; Metazoa; Chordata; Actinopteri; Pomacentridae. The coding region runs from base 254 to 1597 and encodes 447 amino acids. The transcript has 15 exons.
CGCGGGGCCCCGUUAGUCUGAACACCGCGCUCAUGUGACGUCGGUAAAAUGUAUAAUUUGUGAUGCGGAAUUAGAGUUAAAAGCGCAAAAACAGCGCGUUUUUGUUGAGGAAUUCACCGUGUGUGUAUUUAUGAAAGCUUGUUAGGGUUUUUAUUAUCUAAAUAUAGGAUGUGCUCUGUGUGUUUGAGCAGUUUUUACCGCUAGUUGUUGGUUUUAUUUCAUUCACCUGAACCUAACUGGUUUGUAAACAAACAUGGAUCCGACAGAAAACACAGAUCCAGACUCUACUGGUCGUGGCGCACAACGUCGCAACUGGGCUGGAUUCUGGCUUCUCGGAUUGUGCAACAACUUUGCUUAUGUGGUAAUGCUGAGUGCCGCCCAUGACAUCCUGAAAAAACAAGAGUCGCAGAACGCCACGGCAUCCGUAAACAGUUCAGUCACAUUUUCCAUGGACUUCCAAGCUGGGAACAGUAGCAACAGCAGCAGCUACGACUGCAACCCUGUCUCUACUGCGGCUGUGCUGUUGGCCGACAUCCUCCCAACUCUCGUCAUCAAGCUGUUUGCUCCCUUUGUGAUCCACAAACUGCCUUAUGGUGUCCGAGUGUUGUUCUGCGUCGUCAUGGCGGCGACAAGUUUCCUCCUCGUGUCCUUCUCCUCGGCUGUGUGGACGAGCAUUCUGGGCGUGAUCUUUGCCAGCAUCAGUGCAGGACUGGGGGAACUGUCCUUCCUCUCUCUCACGGUAUAUUUCAGCAGGGAUGUACUGGGAGGUUGGGGCUCCGGUACUGGUGGCGCUGGUGUUGCUGGCGCCCUCCUCUACUCGGGUCUCAUCCAAGCCGGCCUCUCGCCCCAGAUCACGCUUCUCAUCAUGCUGGUUGUCCCGUUUGCCAUGCUGGUGAGCUAUUUCUUCCUGCUGGUUCCUCCACCUUCAUUCCCUCAGUGGAGGAGCAGCGACACUGAAUAUACAGCUGUGGGCUCAGAGGAGAGACGGCAGCUGAUGGAUGAUCCAGAGGAAGAGGAGCAGGAGAAAUCACCCCCAGGCCAUGUUAUCUUCCCCUUUAAUGUGUCAGAAAACAGGACCUCCAGACUUCUCACCUUCCCGGAGAAACUGCAGGUCAUCAAAGGUUUGCUGAAGUUUGUACUUCCUCUGGGACUGGUCUACUUUGCUGAGUACUUCAUCAACCAGGGUUUGAUGGAACUCCUGUUUUUCCGCAACUUCUUCCUGUCACAUGCAGAGCAGUAUCGCUGGUACCAGACGCUCUACCAGGUCGGUGUGUUGUUGUCUCGGUCCUCCCUUUGCUGUAUAAAGAUCAGGAAACUGUGGGCUCUGUCGUUACUACAGGUGGUGAAUGCAGUGUUUCUCCUGUUCGCUGUUCGUUACCAGUUCCUGCCCAGCGCCUGGCUGGUGUUUGCUAUUGUCCUCUAUGAGGGUCUGCUGGGUGGAGCUGCUUAUGUUAACACCUUCUAUUUCAUCAGCAAGGAGACUGAGGACAGAUACAGGGAGUUUGCGAUGGCUGCUGCCAGCGUAGGAGACAGUCUGGGCAUCGCUCUGGCUGGACUCGCAGCUUUCCCCGUCCACAGAUACUUCUGUUCCCUAUGACUGAGCCCACGCACUGACCGGCAGCAUGAAUAAGCAAGACGUGGGUGCGCUGCAUUUGAUGGACUUUUUUUAUUUUUUUUAACUGAAAUGGGUUACAGACUGACCUGAAAAAAGCAGACAUCACUCCUACAUACAAACAUUGAUUCCACAAAGUGUAUAUAAUGCAGAUUUCAAAUCAACAGCAAGUGAACCGUAUAGAUAGAUGAGGACUCACUUAUUAAUUUUACCAUCAACCCCUGACCGACUGUUGCUGUGUCCUGGAAUACACAGGAUUUUUUUUAUUUGUUUGCAGUAAUGAAGGCUUUAAAAUGUAAACUCAGAGCUGAUUUUAUGUGAAAGUGCAUCUCUGAAGCCAAACAUGGUACUUAAACGAGUAGUAGUAAAGGCCUCAGGUGACAACACUUAUGAUUAUAACUUUUUUUAUUGUUUUAUUUGUAUUUACUACUGUUGAUAUGGUAUCUCUGUUAUGCCAUUAUCACGAUGUUGAACCAUUGAUUCCUGACUGUUAAAGCAUUAUUUUUUUGCUUAACACUGUUGAACUAAUGGUAACAGAAGAGAAGCUAGAAGCUCUCUAGUAGAUAAAACUUUUAUGGUGCCUUUUUAACAUCAAGCUUAAUUCAGAUUAUUUCUAAACUAAAUGAUGUGUUGUCGAGUUUAUUGUGCUUUUAAAUCACUGGUACAAUUCGAACAGGCCUUUAACUGAAGUGACCCAGGAUGCCUUCAAUUGUAAGUUCGUUAUGAAAGGGAACCGGAGUGUUUUUAACUUUUAAAACUUUAUGUUUUAUUUACGGUUCUGUCGCAAUAUGGAAACCAGGACAAUAUCAAGAGCUUUAACAUGCUUUGCACUAACGUUCAAAAGUUUGGGGUCACUUAGAAAGGUCCUUAUUUUUGAAAGAAAAACAUUUUUUUCAGUGAAGAUAACGUGGAAUGACUGAUAAAUCCAGUGUAGACAUUGUUAAUGUGGUAAAUGACUAUUCUAGCUGGAAACGGCUGAUUUUUAAUGGAAUAUCUCCAUAGAGGUACAGAGGAACAUUUCCAGCAACCAUCACUCCUGUGUUCUAAUGCUACAUUGUGUUAGCUAAUGGUGUUGAAAGGCUAAUUGAUGAUUAGAAAACCCUGCAGUUAUGUUAGCACAUGGAGAAAAGUGGGAGUUUUCAAAGGACAUCACUGAAAAGGUUUCAUAGCAAGUAGUGCAAACUUUUUUUAUUCCAAAACCUCACCUUUUCUGAAGUUUUAAAGUAAUGGAUGAGAACAUGUUUGAAAAUGUGAUUUUACUCUGUUGGACAGUGAACAUCUCACGAACUAAUGUGUACAUUCCUACUGACAUUUUAACCAUGUUGUGCUGCUACUGCUGCAUUACAGCUUUAAUAUUGUUUGUUUAGCCUGUCCUGAGUUUAACAUGAAUAAAGCAAUGAGGUUACCUUUGA